Dovyalis caffra is the source of this 744-nucleotide messenger RNA. Lineage: Eukaryota; Viridiplantae; Streptophyta; Magnoliopsida; Malpighiales; Salicaceae. The record is from the annotation of a GenBank genome assembly.
AUGGAGGCUAAGGAUGGCACUGCGUACCAGAAUGUUCGGGAGAUAUAUGCUGAUGUUAGACUGGUUUUUAAGAAUGCAAUGAAAUAUAAUGAUGAAAGAGAUGAUGUCCAUGUGAUGGCCAGAACUUUGUUAGAAAAAUUUGAAGAAAAAUGGCUUCAACUUCUGCCUAAAGUUGCUGAAGAGGAGAAAAGACGAGAAAAGGAGGAAGCAACAACUCAGUUGGCUACGAAACUAUCUGAGGAGGCUUCUCAUGCUAACAUGGCUCAGGAUUUAAGCAAUGAACUUUAUGAAAUUGAUAAGCAAUUGGAGAGACUCAGAGAAAUGGUGGUUUGCAACAGCAGAAAGAUAUCCACUGAAGAGAAGACAAAACUCGGGACAGCACUCACUCAAUUAUCUCAUCAAGAUCUGAUUAGGGCACUGGAAAUAGUUGCUGAGCAUAAUCCAAGCUUCCAAGCAACAGCUCAAGAAGUGAACCUUGACAUGGAUGCUCAGACUGAUGUGACAUUAUGGAGGUUAAAGGUUUUUGUGCAAGAUGCACUAAAAGUUACAGGCAGGAAUUCUGGGGGCAUGCACAUGAGGGGCAACGACAAUAUUUGCAAUGAUAACAACAAGGCCAAGAUCAACGUCAACAACAAGAACAGGAAUACCUUUGCAUCCAAAAGGAAAGGAGAGAGCUGUGAUGCUGUGACCAAGACAUCUGCCAAGAGGACUAAGAAGAUCUCUCUUAAUUCCCUUAAUGCAUAG